CGCCCUACUACCGUGUAGGGCUUCCCGUUCAGAGUGAACCGCGUCCCUGAGGUCUUGAUGAAGCCUGUCGAAACGGGCGGCAGGGCGGAUGUUGUUGUGCUGUGAGUGCUGGAAGGAGGUGCACUGGUUACGCUGUGACUGCUGCUCGAUGGCGGGGCCGUUGUGGUGCUGUGGGUACUCGACGGAGGCGCACUCGUCGUGGCGGGAAUACAUUGAGAAAAGUACGGGUUUGAGACAACGCAUGUCCAGCCCGUCGUGCAAGCUGCAUAUACGAAUUCAGAAGGAACUCAACCGGCGACGCAAACGCUUACUGGUCGGUCCAGUCCAUUGCAACCCGCCACAUUGGCCCCAUACGGGGGCUUGCGCCAAUGCCACUGCAGCGAGCGAGAGCGCAAGGAACGUCGAUCUUAUCAUUGCGUGCAGCGUGCUGAGGGAGGCAAUGAACCGCGUCCAGUAGCGGACUUUUCUCGCUCAUCUAUCGGCACACAGGGCGCGAAUAUAUGUGCUCCCACGGAUAAUUGCGCGGAUCAGCUAUCGUUUACAGUUCGAACGACGAUCAUGCUCGAUCACGAGUCGUCGGGAGCAGCUUUCGGAGGCAUUGGCGGGGUUGGUUUGGCAUUGAUAGCUGUGUACAAUCAACAUC
Mycena citricolor is the source of this 643-nucleotide messenger RNA. The record is from the annotation of a GenBank genome assembly. Lineage: Eukaryota; Fungi; Basidiomycota; Agaricomycetes; Agaricales; Mycenaceae.